GAUCCACAGGUUCGAAAAACCUGUUUUCCCUCUCUUGUUAUACUUUUCUGAAUCCUUUUCCUUCGGCGGCGACAGUCCUUCCUCUACACGGAUUCAAACACACCUGCCACACACAUCCUGCUGAAAUCAUUUAAUUCCCUCCGAUUUUUCACGAUUACACGCCAUCUUUUUAUGUUUAUUGAUCAAAAAGGACUGAAAAGUUAGCCUUCACUGAAUAUUUUCCCUCGAAUAUAGUUCGUUAAGAACAAGUCAUUGUGCUUCUGCUCAGGUUGUAACGGAUGAAACGAUGGUGGAAUCCUGUCCUGCUGAGGACCCCUCGAUCUCAUGUUGCGGUCCUCACGUCUUCACAUCCGUCCUCUUGGGCGUUCUCGCAUGUGUCCUCAUGACAGGAGGAGUCUUCCUGGCAUUCCAUCGAUGGGAUCCCCUCUGGCUGAUCGUCUCAGGGGUCGGAGUUAUUCUGGUGCUCAUUGGUUCCAUCCUCCACUGUUGCCGUCCAUCAGGAGGAGGUGGCACCAAAGGAUGCUGUCCACCCGAUCACCAUCUCCACCACAACCACCUCCUCCUCAAUGGUGGAAGUCUCACAGAACAGUUAUUACCUCUCAGUAAUGCCAGAUCAGUGAGUCAGUUGUCCCUGAAUAUGCUGCCAGGAUAUUUUCCUCCGAUGGUGACAACAUACGGAAUCGAGCAGCAUUCGGCUGUUGUGCAGAACAUUAAUCGACAGCAGCAACCUGGAAAGAACUUAAUUCUUUUAUCUCUACCUGGAAAUACUCCACAGGCCAAUAUACAGAAUCUUGUAGCUACAGUCUAUCAGUUGGAUGGAAGUGUGCUGGCAGAAACUUCCAAUUCUUCAACGGAUCCACCAGCCACGACGCCUCCAGUUAGUUCCUCAGCAGUUCAGAGCAACAUUCCAGUUUUAAAGAAUGCCGAAGUUCAAACUUGUGUGGCUUGGCCAGUGCCAAAUGCUGCCAUAAACAAUGCCUCGCCCAGCACAAGUAACGACUGUUCCCCUAUCAGUACUCAAACGGACGAUGUUGCCAUUAAUUUAAUGGACUGUUUACCCGAUGAUCCAAUCUGUGAUACCUCAUUUGCAUCCAACGAAUCACCCGCGAUAUUAGUGGACAUUUCUGAGGAUAGUGAACCCGAAUCAAUAACCAACAACAUCCCAGAUACCACCAGUCUUUCGUAUACACAACUCCCAAUAGAACCCUCAGAAGUGCUGGUUGCUGAAAUGUUGACAUCAUCUAACAGCCUGCAAACAGCAGCUGCUGAAAAUGUUGAAGAAUCACCUCCUACCAUUCAUCGAACGACGGACUCGCCUCCUGUACCUGUCGUAGAAUCAACGGAUGUCGUGCAGAACAAUCUUUCAUCUUCUCUCGUUGAUGUGGUACAGAACGAUCUUUCAUCUUCUCUCGUUGAUGUCAUACAGAACGACAAUUCAUCUUCUCUCGUUGAUGUCGAUUCCUUAGGUAGAUCAUCCCCACCUCCUAGCUAUGAGGAUGUUCAGGGUGAGACUUCAGUGGGUGGUGUGUUUGGUUUAGCGUAUGGAACGCUGUAAAUCUUGUUUCUGUCAGUGUUAAUUUAAAAUUAAGGUGCAAUGUUAUAUUAAAUUUUUUUUAUUUAAA
Parasteatoda tepidariorum (common house spider) is the source of this 1622-nucleotide messenger RNA. RefSeq lists its product as uncharacterized. The record is from RefSeq and is a predicted model, not a curated record. NCBI's taxonomy places the organism in Eukaryota, Metazoa, Arthropoda, Arachnida, Araneae, Theridiidae.